This is a messenger RNA of Penicillium nucicola, 2277 nucleotides long. RefSeq names its product OPT family oligopeptide transporter. Bases 1 to 2277 code for a protein of 758 amino acids. Gene Ontology annotation, biological process: transmembrane transport. The record is from RefSeq and is a predicted model, not a curated record. The transcript is spliced from 3 exons. Lineage: Eukaryota; Fungi; Ascomycota; Eurotiomycetes; Eurotiales; Aspergillaceae. Gene Ontology annotation, molecular function: oligopeptide transmembrane transporter activity.
AUGGAGCAGAUUCAUCCCCUCACGGGGGAAGAAGAUAAAAACGCCUCUCAAUUCAUUAACGUCAAUGCUAUCCUGUCCGAGAAAGCGCCAGAGGUUACUCACAAUGUGAGAUACACGGAGUCGCUGACGGCGAAUUCCGAGGAGACCAAGUUUAUUGAUGGCCAUCCCGUCAUCGAGACAGGAGUCCAUGUCUCUCAGUACCUCAUCUCCCUCCGUGACGACGAAGAUCCACCUGUGACUUUUCGGUCCAUCCUACUGGGUUCCAUGUUUACAGCUCUCGCGAGUGUGAUCCAGAUGCUGUAUCUGUUCAAGCCCGUUGGGGUUGACGUCUCUCAAGUCUUUCUGCAGCUUAUGAUUUUCAUUUGUGGUGGAGCUUGGGCCGUGUUCACCCCCUCGCCCAGCCGAUUGAAAUGGAAGUGGCUACGAUCAGUGCUGCAAUUUCUCAAUUUCGGGCAGCCGUUCACUAUCAAAGAGCACGUCAUCGCCUCGAUGAUUGCAGGGUCUGCAAAUAAUGGACUCAGUGGUGUUGAAGUCUAUGCCGUGGAGCGGCUGCUCUACAACCGGACUGUCUCGGCCACCACUGCUAUUUUUGCUACCUUUUCAAUUGCUUUGUGUGGAUUUACGAUGGCGGGAAUCAUGCGGCCCCUCCUUGUCUAUCCUUCUGAAAUGGUGUAUUGGGGGACUUUGCCACAGGUCAUCCUCUUCCAGCAACUUCACUUUGACCGAGCUGUCAAUCGGCAGCGUCUGACCAAGUUCGGCUGGACCUUGAUGGGCUCUGCCAUUUGGGAGAUUUUUCCUUCUUAUGUCGUCACAUGGCUCACAGGUCUCUCGAUCUUCUGUUUGGCAUCAAUGAAGGCCCCAGCAGAUAUCCGUUCACUCUUUACCAAACUCUUUGGUGGUGCCUCUUCAAACGAAGGGAUGGGCUUCCUCAAUUUUUCCCUUGACUGGCAAUACAUCGGAAGUGGUUCCAUGGCAUUACCGCUUAGGCAACAGCUCAACAGCUGGCUUGGUAACCUGAUCUGGUAUCCGGCUUGGCUUGGCUUGUGGUACAGCAAUACCUGGAGUGCAAAGACCUUUCCUUUCAUGUCAACCUCUCUUUUCAGGGAGAACGGUACGGUGCUUCAUACCAUGUCUAUUCUGAACGAAGACGGUAUCAUAGAUUCCAAAAAGCUUCAGGAUACUAGUUUACCUUUCCUUUCAUCCAGCGCGGUUUGGGUCUUCUUUUGUUCAAACAUGGCCAUCGGUGCUCUGAUAAUACAUGUGUCCAUCUUCCUCAGCAAAGACAUGUUGAUUGCUUGGAUGCAUGGGAGGACCAAAACUCAGCCUGAUCCACAUUAUCAAGCCAUGAAAAAAUAUAAGGAGACCCCAAUGUGGUGGUAUCUUAUCCUUUUCGUGUUGUGCUUCGUUGCUGGGGUUGUGGCAAAUGCGAAGGGUGAAACCACUCUGCCCGUCUGGGGGUUCAUCGUCGCGCUUGCACUGGGUGCCUUCAUUUGCCCAUUCUCAUUGUUCCUCUUUGCCUUUUACGGGAACGGAAUUUCUACAAAUCAAAUUUCUAAGAUGGUUGCAGGAGCAAUUCAUCCUGGUCGACCACUUGCCAACCUCUAUUUUGCCAGCUGGUCUCACCAGGUGAUCUCGAUUGCUAAUGCUGUGUCUACUUGGCUCAAAGUUGGGCAAUAUCUCAAAGUUCCGACUCGCAGCAUGUUUUUUCUCCAAAUCUAUGGGUCUCUUCUCGGCGCUUGCAUCAAUUACGUUGUAAUGACAACGAUCGUGACCAGCAAACGAGAGAUUCUUGUUGACCCAAUCGGAAAUAAUAUCUGGAGUGGAAUUGCAAUUCAAGGUCUGAAUUCCCAAGCAGUUACAUGGGCACUAGCAAAGGAGAUGUACAGUAUCAACGGCCGGUACUACAUAGUGCCUUUGGGUCUGCUGAUUGGUGCCUGCCUACCUGUUCUUCACUGGGGGAUCAGCAGAGUAUUUCCUCGAACCAAGAAGUGGCCAAUCAACACAGCAAUUAUCAUUGCCUCGGCUUCUGGUCAAUUUGGAAUUACUUCCAAUGUCACUUCCAGCAUAGUCGUCGGAAUGAUCGCGCAGCUCUGGAUCCGGCCUCGCAUUCCUCAUAUAUUCAACAAAUAUAAUUACCUGAUCGGUGCGGCACUGGAUGGAGGAUCGCAGUUUAUGACGUUUAUUCUUGCUUUUGCGGUCUUUGGUGCAGCUGGGACACCUCGUCCUUUCCCUACUUGGUGGGGAAAUCCCAAGGGUCCUCCUGACCACUGCCAAUGA